AUGGAAGCCCCACUCCAAGUGUGGGCAGGGUGAGUGGAAAGGUACAGCAGGUUUAUGGUAGAAUCAUAGAAUCAUAGAGUUGGAAGAGACCACAAGGGCCAUCGAGUCCAACCCCCUGCCAAGCAGGAAACACCAUCAGAGCACUCCUGACAUAUGGUUGUCAAGCCUCUGCUUAAAGACCUCCAAAGAAGGAGACUCCACCACACUCCUUGGCAGCAAAUUCCACUGUCGAACAGCUCUUACUGUCAGGAAGUUCUUCCUAAUGUUUAGGUGGAAUCUUCUUUCUUGUAGUUUGGAUCCAUUGCUCCGUGUCCGCUUCUCUGGAGCAGCAGAAAACAACCUUUCUCCCUCCUCUAUGUGACAUCCUUUUAUAUAUUGGAACAUGGCUAUCAUAUCACCCCCUCCUCUUCUCCAGGCUAAACAUGCCCAGCUCUCUUAGCCGUUCCUCAUAAGGCAUCGUUUCCAGGCCUUUGACCAUUUUGGUUGCCCUCCUCUGGACACGUUCCAGUUUGUCAGUGUCCUUCUUGAACUGUGGUGCCCAGAACUGGACACAGUACUCCAGGUGAGGUCUGACCAGAGCAGAAUACAGUGGCACUAUUACUUCCCUUGAUCUAGAUACUAUACUCCUAUUGAUGCAGCCCAGAAUUGCAUUGGCUUUUUUAGCUGCCGCAUCACACUGUUGGCUCAUGUCAAGUCUGUGGUCAACCAAGACUCCUAGAUCCUUUUCACAUGUACUGCUCUCAAGCCAGGUGUCACCCAUCUUGUAUCUUGUACUUGGACUCAAUCAGAGACAAAGCCACGUCAAGGCACAGGAGAACCAUGCAGUAUAGCACACACCAGGGUGGUGCAUUAUUAUGUGGUUGGCCCUCUGAUUGCUAAAAUAAGGGCUUGGGAAACAACCUAUUGGGUGCAAAAAUCAAAGGGAUAAAAGUGCUGUCUGGUUUCAAGUCACUGCUGCAAGAUAGGACCAUCCCAUAGUAACCUGACAAGACAAUAUGUCCAAGGGUUAGGUACUCAUGUGACUAGUGACUGCAGAGUGCGGCUGAAGUUAGGUGUGUUGGGUUGGACUAAUCUGGAUCCAGUUUCUAUUGCUAGGUGCUGUCUUCUGCUUCACUGACUGCUUUUUUCCAUGGCUGGCUUUCUCGCCUGAUGGUAUCAUUUUCAGCUUUGGCUUGCAUUUUUGCCUUUUGCUCAAAUGGCUGAUUAUAAUGCUUUGCGAGUACUGUAGUACUGAAGCUACAUUUAUCUCUCUUCCUCCCCCUGCCCCCCAGUUUCCUGACUUGUUUCCUCCUGGGAUUUAAUUGAUCUCUCUUUAUAUAAAUAGUAAAAUUGUGGAUGUGUCCCUUUUCAGGCGAUGUUUUUAAUGGUUUAUUUGCUGUUCCUUAGUUUUUUUCAGAGGUAAGCACAGAAUAAACUGAUUUUACAGGUACUAUCACUUUCUGAAGAUAUCUUAUUUGUUUUGUCUAAGCUCUCAUUGUUUCCCCCUGGACUAAUGUUCUGUUCUGGAUGGCAACCAAUUCUGAGCUGUAGGGAAUUGUCCUAGUAGAAGUGAGCCAUCAGUCACAGAUCUGCAGGGAUUAUAAGGGAACAGAAAUAAGGCACUUGAAUCUGAUGAAGGUUUAUGAUGUUAACCCUCCUACAUAGAUGAAAUACAUAUUGAGCAGGGCUUUUUUCAGCCAGAAAUUGCCGGAAAUCAGUUCCGGUAUCUCUCAGGUGGGAGCCAUUGCCAUUAUAAGAGAACAAGGGAGGUGUUCAUGGUGAGUUCCAACACCUCUUUUCCUAGAAAAAUAGAAAUGAUAUUGAGAAUUAAGGAUUCCUAUGCAUUUCACAUGUCUCCUAAACAUGUUCAGGAUCCUUCCAACAAAAUGACAGCAACAGACCUGUGCUCUUGGAAGUAAGCAUUUUAUAGAGGGAAGAAUAUAAUUUACCUACUCACUCUCCCCCAGUUAGAUUAUUCCAAGAAUAAACAUAAGGUGAUAUGAUACCUGUCGGUUGCCUCUGCAGAACAAUGUAGAUUUAUUCUCACAAUGUGAACUUAUUCACAUGUGUUCUGUUUUGCUUCCCACUCAGCAUUCACUGAUGUUUUCAAUCAGAGGUUAGGUAGGUGGUGACUAGGGAAUAAACUUUCUCUGUGGUGACACAAUGUAUAUCUCUCCAAAUCAUUUAUUUGCCCAGCUAUUUAAUGGCCGUUAUAUAACUUAUUAUUAUUAUUGGUAGUUAUAGUCUGUCUUUCAGGAAGGCCUCCUCUUCUGUUUUCCUAUUUUUACCAAGUGCAUUGUAUGUUGCUUUUGUUGACUUCUAUUGUUUUCAUAUAGCAUUUUGUUGUAUCUGCUUUUGUUGUUGCAUAUUUGUAUUGGUUAGUCUAGAAUGAUGUAAUCUAAAGGGCUCCUUCAUAGCUUUAAUUAUUGAUUGUAAGACUGUACAGUAGUUUGGUCAGGAAAGGGUUAAUGGAAGCAGCAUAACUUCCUGAGGUAACUGAUAGCACUGGCAGGGCGAUCAACUACCCUCUUUUACUAAGGAGGCAUCAUUUAGACACCGGAGCUCAGCUCCCCAUACACCUGCUGCUGAAAGUACCCAGAGGCCCGAUUCUGCGCUCUGCGAGAAUCCAGUACAGUACUAAGGCAUUGUGAAGCCACCGCCCCCCUGAAACCUAAUGAGCAGUUUUAUUUGGCGCUCUGGUGCUGAGAGUCCAAAUGAUGCUCAGCGCCAGCCUGUAAAUAAAACCGUUUAUCGUAAAGACGCCAGAAUCUCAGGUGACCUUAAUUUUAUUUUAAAGAAACCAAACACGAGAUAGGUGCGGGCACGCUUGAAAUCUCUCACCAUUCAGUGAGUGGGGUGCAUACGCCAUUCUUUUCUCUUCGUCGUCCCCCCCCCCCAAGCCAUGUACCCUAGGGAGCUUGGGGAGCAAACCUCACUUAACACAGCAGGACGGCAUUCCCAAGUAAACAUGCCCGGGGCUGCAAUGCACCUGACGAGCUGGCCCGACUGAUCCCUUUCGGACAUUGACCAGCAACCUAUUUUGCAGGACGGCUGUGCGGGAGAGCCAAACAAAGGCUGCCUCUUGAACAGCGUGCAUGCUUCAAAACAUGUUUGCAGGGAGGCGUUUCCAGCACGCCCCGUGCCAGUCAGUCCGCAUGGCGUUAGGCUGUCAGUUCAUUGUUUCGAGGUUUAUCGGCGGUUUAAAAUAAAAGCCGUCAUAAUAGUACUCAGCCCUGCCUCUGUAUGUGUGCGUGUGGUGGGGGGGCUUUUGUGCCGCACGGCGCUCCCCUCCCUCCCUCCCUCCAUGCACACGUACAGUGGGAAAAGCCUGGAUGCAGCAGCGGUAGUUCUGGAACAGAAAAAAGGCCCGGGGGUGGGAGGGAAGAGCCUUUCGCCCCCCACGCCUUCCGCCAACAACCUCGUCCCUUGAUUGACAGCUAUCUUGCGUAUUGUUAUCGCCGGCACGCGCGCGCUCCUCCCUCCCUCCUCCCGCAGCUGCCCAUCAGGACUCCUCGCGCUUUGCUUUGAGGCGCUUUAGCUAGGGAGAGCUCAGACAUGGCGGCGCCCUGUGAGGAGCCGCCAGCUUCCCCCUGCCCUCUGCAGGCUCCCGGCUCCCUGUGAGGAGGAGGAGGAGGAAGAAGAGAACGACGACGACGACGGGGAUUGCGAGGAGUUCCCGCUAGUGGCGCUGGCGUUGAGGGGCCGCGCCCUUUCCGGCCCCCCGCCGCCCGGACUCGCUUUCCGGAGACCGGGUGCAAAAAAGUUGCUGUCUUCCAGCGCUCGAAGCCUCUCUCUCGGGUAAGCGGGGCUGCGGAAUGGUGGGCGGGACGUCUUCUUCCCACUGCAGCCCGGUUGCCCCCUCCUCACCCCUUGCCAUCCCUGUCUGCACCAGGACUGGGGGUGGCGGGGUCGGAUUUUGGUGCCCCAGAGAGCCGCAAACUCUGCCCCUGUCCCUUCGUCUGCGGGCGCUGUAGCAGAACCGGCGCUGCUUGUUAUUCGGCUGCAUCGGGGUCCCAGGCCGGGGUCGCGAGGGGCAUGCGGGCGAGAGCACAACCCUUGUCGUCCUGUGUGGGCCAUUAAUCCAGAUUAAAUCGGAAGGGGUCGCAUUGCUUAUCAGCAUGCAUGGAGAGAGCGGGGAAAUUCCACCGUGUCAGCCCUGCCUGAAGCAUUCGUCAAGGUUUAACAUCCGUAAAGCAGGAGUUGUGUUUUGAAGGGCUGUCAAAACCAGCCGAUUUCCAGUCAGUUCCCGAUGCGCGCCUGUCCGGAAAUGAGCUCCACUAGCACAGUGGGACUUUACUGCUAGGUAGGCAUGCACGCAUUAUCAAGGCCUGCCUUCCCUUCUGGGCAGCCUCCCAGCAGCGGCAUAACUAGCUGCUCGGGGACGGGGGGCGGGGCGAGCCUCUCCUCUGCCUUUCCCUCAAACUCAGUUUGUCAACCCCCCCCAGUGAUGACACCCUGGGCGGCUGCAACCCACACACCCCUUCCUCCCCACUUCCUACCAGGGGCCACAUGUAAGUGGUGGGCAGGGCCAGAGGACAAAGUGGCAAAAGCAACAACUGUUCAGUUUUACCUUUGUAUAGUCGGCUGGUUUCUACACACAUUCAUAAACCUCUCUCUCUAUUCUCCCAGCCAGGCAGGGUGGAGAAUUCAAGGAUGCGUUCCAGCCAGGAAAGAAGGGUAUGGAACAGGGCCAGUGAUGGGGGUCCCCUGGGGAGGGGGUGUGGUGUGGUGAGUGUCCCAAGGGCCAGAUAGAGAUGCUUGGAGGAUGACAUUUGCCCCCUGGGACCGAGGUGCCCCCCCAUACAGGAUUGCAGCAACAGUCUUUCAUUUGCUAAAUGGAUAUUAUUGUUCUAAUCCUAUAUCUGAAGAUUUUCCUUGUUUUGGAAUAUAAUGGAUAUACUUUAUUUCAUAACUCUGCAGCUCCCCAGAAAGAAAUACAUCAGUUCUCUGAUAUCACUUAUUUUUAUUCUCUCUGAGUUAUUCAAAGCUUUGUCUGUGCCCACUGAGAAUUUUUUAUGUGUCACAUUGGGAAAUAUAUAGUUUAACUGAAAUAGCUGGCACUUCACUCACAUCCCUGUUUUUCUAGUUCUUAACCUCAACAUUACAUGCUUGUCUGAGUAGUCAUCUUUUUAGAGUUUCAUGCAGACUUUUAGGAAACUGCAUAGUCAUGCUGAGGUGUAAAUAAAAUCCAAACAAGAUAAUAUAUAUGCAUUUUAUGUAUAUGCUUUAGGACAAGUCAUGCUCUGACACCAUAAUAACCUGUUUUGAUAUGUGCUAAGGAAACCUUUUGAUAAUGGGGACUAUACAAAACUUUAAAAUUUUGCUGCUUUAUUUCCAAGCACUUGUGUACAUUCAUAUGGUGAUGUGUUCAUGACAGUAGAAAAAGUGAGUGGGGAGGAAGCCUUAGUUUUUCUUUUUAUGCCUGUAAAGCCACCUAGUUUGAACUUCAUUGAUUUAAAUCAGUGCUGUGUCAUUUUUUUCUGUGUGGUGGUGGUGGUGGGGCAUUUUCUUGGGAAACAAUGUUCUCCACCCCUGCUGUAAACAGUGCUGUUGAAACUUGGCUGCAAAGUUUGGAAGACAUCAAAGAGGAAUUCUGUCUCGUUGAUCUGUAUUGCUCUGUUUCUCUCAUUUGCCUUUGCUGCCUUCUCUUCAGACACCCUUAACUGGGAGGUGGCAGGCUGCAGACCUAGCUGGAAAUUAUAGCCUUUUGACAUGGAUGUCAUUUCUCAACGCAUGUCUGCUGGUUGCAUAGGCCCAUUGUUAUGGAAUAAGUUAUUAUAAUGAUUACCUAGCAUAUUUUUAGUGUGAGCAUCACACUGCCCAAGGUUCUGAAGCUGUGAAGCCCUGUCUCAAAUUAAACCCUGUGGCUUCUAGGGAAGGCUAUGGUGGUUGCAUCUUAAAAGUUCUGUGAAAUAAACUCAAGGAUGUGCAAGCCCGCCACACAUCCAUCAGGUUUAUUCAUUAGUGCAACACAAGCAGGUGCAAACACAUAGGUACUUCUAGAGGCAGACUCAACCACUUGGCUGAUUAAAUACUUCUCACCUGUGCUGGCAAGCGGUUCACAAACCUUUAAGGGGCAUUACAGCACAAAGGCUACUGCAUUAAAAGGAGGAAAACACACAAAACCAAAGUGAAGUUGGAAAUGCUAAAAUAGAAAAGAAAAGAUUGAGUGAAAAAAAUGAGGUGGGUCUAAGAUUGUUGGGGAAAGGGACCACCAAAGAACUUCUGAAGAAAGUAAAGAGAGGGCAAUGUGGGAAAGUGAUGAUAACAAGGGGGGAGAAUCAUAUGCAGAAAUGAUAUUAGGAUUAAAAGGAAGUAAGUGUUGAGAUGAGAACUGAAUGGGAAAGGAAAAUGAUGGACGUGUCAGUAGAAGUAGCAUAUUUCACAUGAUAAAGGCAAGCAUGUUAGGAAGAAACCUCGGCUAGAACUCAUCUCCCUGACAUUUAGUGAAGGGAAUCUUUUUUGUGUGUGUAAGGAAACGGAUUCAGUCAUAAAGUCUGUAGUCUGAGGUGGUAGAACCCAAACAGGUUUUACCAUCUCGGUUACCCAAAUAUUUACUGUCAUAGAACCCAUAUGUAAAAGUGGUCAGAGGGAUGGUAAAUAUGACUCUCCCCAUCUUUUUUUUGUCCAAUGAACUGCCAUUAUUGGUUUCCUCUCAGUGAGACUCUGAACCAAAAUAAAUCGUGCUGGAGAAAAGCAGCAGAUGUACAGCAGUUUCACUGGGAGGGGGAGUUAGUUUUCCCAACCCACAUAUCCCUGCUUCCAUUCAGUUGCCACUCCACCAUUUCAUAUGGAGUUGGCAGGAUCCAUGUUGGAUCUACCAUUUUCAUAUCUAGUUUGUCUCUCGGUGUCUGAGAAAUCAGCCUUCUUGAUGGGGAUGUUGCUAUUUUGGAUUCUUUUUCACUUACACGAGCAUGCUAAAAGACUCCAUGAUGUCAGAGGCUGUAGAACUACUUGGCUGGAGUUGGCGCAGGCAUAGUUCUGUUGUUGAAUGCGCUCAGAAGAAUCCAGUGCAUUGUAGGUUGCUUCCUUUUUAAUUUGGCAAUUUAUGGACAGCCGAGCCAUUCAAACUACAUAUGACACCAGGGAGCUUACUGCAAACCGUAAAUAUGUGUAAAUCAUGGGUAUAGUUAGGGAUGUUUAAUUUUAAUUAUUAGAGUGGAAAACCGGUUAUUUAAAUCCCUCAUUUCCUAUACAGUCAUCUGUUUCCAAAGCUGGGGUGAGAAACAAAAUAGCAACAUGGUACACUAUAAUCUAGCAAAGUGCCUUGUUUUGUUCUAUUUGUUGAAGCUCUUUGCUUAAUCCAUAAACUGUUAACCAACACUUACUUCGAAAAACUGAAGGCAGCACUGGUAGAAGUCCAGACACAAUUCUGCCUUCAUCAAAAAUAUGGAUAAACUCUGUCUGCUCUAAUGUUUCUAUUUAUUUUAGAAAUUUUAUCUAGAAUGUGAAUAAUAUAUUAAAUAUACAAACAGGUAUCAAUCCUGGAUUAUAUCAGUCAUACAUACUUUGGGUCUUCUGGGUUUGGGAAACUUUUGUGUUUGUCUCAAAACUCAAGAAGAUGAAUCCUGAUAAAAUUCUAACUUUCCUUUGCAUCAGAAUGCCAAAGAGAUAAGUAACUACUCAACUUUUAGAAGACAUCUGAAGGCAGCCCUGUAUAGGGAAGCAUUUUAAUGUUUGAUGUGUUAUUAUGUGUUAUUAUGAGAUAUAUUUCUGAAUGUUAAUUAACUCAGGGUCAAUUGUGUUGAAGAAAACUUGACAAAAUGCCUAGUGGAUUCUAAAUGCUUUUCAAAUGAUGCUAGUGAGUUCGAAAGAGGCAUUGUGAAUACAAAAUAACUAGGAUUUUUUUCUACACACAGCAUACAGUAUAAUGAAAAUAGCAGUGUGACUGCAGGAAAAUGUCAUAUGGGAAGGAUACUGCUGUGACAGUCUGCCUUUAAAUUCCUGUGAUCAGUCACAAGCCUAUUUAUGUAUAAAUUGUAUCUAAACAAGUAGGGCCUCCUUCCAUGUAAGAGAUUUGGGAGGCUUGGGAUGCCAGAUUCCUGUGCUUAUUUGCAAAUCUGCCCUUUGUUACUGGCGUUUUGUAUUUGCCGCUUUGGAACCUAACUCUGUUGUGGUGGCUUUCUUACAGACCUCUUGCUUCUGUUUGACUUUGCAGAACUUGA
This is a messenger RNA of Podarcis lilfordi (Lilford's wall lizard), 8144 nucleotides long. The record is from the annotation of a GenBank genome assembly. NCBI's taxonomy places the organism in Eukaryota, Metazoa, Chordata, Lepidosauria, Squamata, Lacertidae.